Molecule: messenger RNA, 459 nt
Organism: Mangifera indica (mango)
Lineage: Eukaryota; Viridiplantae; Streptophyta; Magnoliopsida; Sapindales; Anacardiaceae
Exons: 3
Coding region: 1-459 (152 amino acids)
Source: RefSeq, a predicted model, not a curated record
AUGUCCCAAGAUGUUGUGAAGAACAACAUCCUGCACUUAGCUGGAAAAUUGGCACCCAGAAAUAAACUUAAUGCUCUUUCUAGUGCAGCUCUGCAGGUGCAAUCCGAGUUAAAAUGGUUUAAGGAAGUGGAGAACAUUGUACCGCCUGACUACAACGGGAAAACCAAUCCUAAAGGCCAAACUCCAGCAAUUGUAUCCACCGAGGAACAUAAGGAACUCGUUAAAGAAGGUAAGAAAUGGAUGAAAGAUGCAACAACAUCAGGUUCGGUAGCAGCAGCCUUUUUUGCUACAAUUGCAUUUGCAGCAAAAGACAUACUGGAAAUUGCUUUGGUUUUUGCUUCAGCUUUACUGGCUCUCUCAUUGUUUGCAUAUUCGCAAUGUGCCAGAUUACUUGACGUGCUCAUUUCCGUAUUAGCUCCAACGUUUCUCAGCAAGCGAAGAAUCAGUGUCCUCUACUAG